Chironomus riparius is the source of this 1020-nucleotide messenger RNA. NCBI's taxonomy places the organism in Eukaryota, Metazoa, Arthropoda, Insecta, Diptera, Chironomidae. The record is from the annotation of a GenBank genome assembly.
AUGUUGAAAAUUAUUCAAAAUUUAAGGUUGACACCACUGACUCGUAGAAGUGUAGUCAACAUUAGAUGGUAUAGUGACGGAGAGAGCAGCGACGAUGAAAAGAAGAAAAGUAAAUUUGCAAAGAAAAAAUCCAAUAAUGCACUUAAAAGAUUGAAUGAGCUACUUGAAAGUAUGCCUACUAGUAAGACAUCUGAGAAAGUUCAAGUGAUAACAGCAAAGAAUAAGAGACAGGAAGCAAAAGAUGAGAAAAUGAAUCAAAAAGUUUCAGAAGAUCCAACAGAUCUCAAAUCCAUCACACAAACUAUCGCUCGUAAAAUCGGAGGUAAUGUCCAGCAAACUGAAUCCGAACUAUUGUCAGCACUCUUAGGGACAUCUUUUGAGCAAAAAGGAAGCUUGAGUGAAAUUAUCGGUGGCUUAAAAAUCGAGUCUGAGAAGCCAAAAAGACAAAUUUCAAAGGCUCAAAAUGUAAGAAACAUAAUUGGUCAAGGAAGACAGCAAAGAGACGCUCAAAGAGCACCAAGAGAAAAGUCACAGAAGCAGACAAUAGUCAAUUUAUUUGGUGGCAAGCCAUUGAAUAUUUUCACUGAUUCUGCUGUCGUUCCUGAUCAUUUGGAAACAUGGAGUAAAUUAGAGCAACGAGAGAUGAAGUUAACAGUCACACAUCCACCAAGAAAUUAUUUUGAGAAAAUGAUUUUAUGGACUGAAGAAGGCAAAGUCUGGAAGUUUCCGAUCGACAAUGAGCAAGGGUUAGAAGUAGAAAAGAACACAGAUUUCACCGAGCAUGUCUUGCUUGAGAUGCAUUUAGAAGGCUGGUGUCCAACAAGAGGCCCUGUAAGGCAUUUCAUGGAACUAGUUUGUGUUGGUCUAUCCAAAAAUUGCUUCCUUAGUGCCCAAGAGAAACGAGAUCACAUCAUGUGGUACAAAGAGUAUUUUGAAUCAAAAUCUGAAGUUCUAGGGGAUUUACUAAAGCUAGGCUUAAACGAAAGUGAUCAGCCAAAGCAAAUUGAGUCAAAUGUGUAG